GGGGAAAAAACAAAACUAAUAUACAAAAAAGCAAAAGCGCGCCCCGGUUUUUGCAGGACAUUAUCAUGAGUUUGGUAGGAGGCUUUCCUCACCACCCGGUCGUGCACCAUGACGGCUACUCGUCCUCCUUCGCUGCAGCAGCUGCAGCCGCCGCUGCCGCGAGCCGCUGUCAUGAGGAAAGCCCUUAUUUCCACGGGUGGCUCAUCGGGCACGCGGACAUGUCGCCGCCGCCGGACUACGGCAUGGCGCCUUCGUCCUACAGCCCCGAGUACGCCGCCAAUAACGCCGCCGGCGGUGUGUGCGCGCCCGGGCCUGGCUUGGAGCACGGGCCCUAUGGAGCAGGCGGCGCGGGAGCACUCGUACCGGGCAUGAUGGUGGUGCCGCGCACCGUGAAGCGGAGGCCCACGGCGAACCGGAAGGAGAGACGCAGGACUCAGAGCAUCAACAGCGCGUUCGCCGAGCUGCGCGAGUGCAUCCCGAACGUGCCCGCAGACACCAAGCUGUCCAAGAUAAAAACGUUGCGCCUUGCUACCAGCUACAUCGCCUACCUCAUGGACAUCCUGGACAAACACGAGCAGCACGGCGGCGGCGAGACGGAGGCCUUCAAGGCCGAGUUCAGGAAGGCGGACUCCAAAGAGGAGAGGAGGAAGAAGGAAACGAAUGAAGUUUUGAAAUGUUCAGGGAGCAGCAAUGACAAGAAACCCAAAGGGAGAACUGGUUGGCCGCAACACGUCUGGGCUUUGGAACUGAAACAGUGAACUAAAAAAAAAAACAACCUUGAAUUGAGGCCUUUCCUUGUCAUGUUUUUUACACUAACUUUAUUUAAUGGAAUAUUUAUGUGCAAUUUCUACGGACAGUGGAUCCUUGAAGACAAAACCAAACAAAAAAAAAAAAAAAACAUUCCAUUUUUAAGAGGAGGAUGCCCCUCUUGGUAAGGGAUUGUGUUGUUGUUGUUGUUGUUGUUGUUGUUGUUGUUGUUGCUAUUGUUGUCUAGUUUGUGGUGAAUGUCUGCCACUAAAGUGAAAGUGUAGGUCUUUCUCGUGCCAUUUUUUUCUGAAUAGAAAAAUAUAUCAAAUGAAAGCUCGAGGAAGUUCUGAAACAGUUUGAAAUAACGUUUCAUCUGGAGAAAGAAAAAAAAAAUGUCAUGAAGUGUUAUGUUGUGAUGUUUUGUUGUGGUCGUAUAUAUAUUGGAAUCUCUCUGGUCGUGUUUGAAACCUAAUGUUGAGUCCACUCAAGUGCACUUCCGUCCAGACACCAGAAGUUUAUUAAAAAAAAAUAAUAAUAAUAAAUAUCUGACGAUGUAUACGAUGUAAUUAAUUCAAUAAACCACUGUGUUUUAAACGA
Molecule: messenger RNA, 1344 nt
Organism: Ictalurus furcatus (blue catfish)
Lineage: Eukaryota; Metazoa; Chordata; Actinopteri; Siluriformes; Ictaluridae
Gene: hand2
Product: heart and neural crest derivatives expressed 2
Exons: 2
Coding region: 66-758 (230 amino acids)
Biological process (GO): heart development; regulation of transcription by RNA polymerase II
Molecular function (GO): protein dimerization activity; RNA polymerase II transcription regulatory region sequence-specific DNA binding; DNA-binding transcription factor activity, RNA polymerase II-specific
Source: RefSeq, a predicted model, not a curated record